AUGUCAGGCGGGGCAAGUCCAUGGAGAGCGCCCUCCCAGUUCUUGGAAGGGGCCGUGCCAACCGAUGAUUUCUACCCGCUGCCCGAGUACGUGGCCUCCCUGAUCCCCCCUGCCGCCCAGCCGGUAUCCUUUGACCGGUUUGUGGCCGAGCCUGGGUUUGGGGAUGAACGGGGGAGAGCCUCCUACAUCGCCGCGCCCCCGGAAGGCAGCGGCGUCGGCGCCGCCGAAGGAGGCGACCAAGGGCUUGGAAGCAGCGUCGAGGACGGCGGCGCCCAAGAAACGGGCAGCGGCAUCAACGGCUGCUACGCCGAAGAGUUGGGGAGCGUCGCAGGUGGCGCACACGAUUUGGAUAGCGGCUUCGACACCGACGUCGCCCAAGAACGGAGCCGCGGUGUCGGCGACGCUGGUGUCGGAUACAAGAAAAGGUUUAGAGGCCGGGAAGGAUCUGAUGUUAGAGUUGGGCCGCCAAGAGAGGUAGGAGCAGUGGAAUUAGCCUUGAGGAAUUCGUCGACGAGGAAGACAAAAUACAUUUUGGAGCCAGUUGUAGGCACUUCUUUCGACUCUCUGGCAGAAGCCCAUGAGUUCUACAACCUGUAUUCAUGGGAGGUCGGUUUUGGUAUUAGAUAUGGGAAAAACUACACAAACGGGAAAAACUACCGGUCAUCGCAACAGUUGAUUUGUCAGAUGGAGGGGAUUGACAAAAGGGACAAGAAUGACUCCGCUCGGUGUGGGUGCAAGGCGAUGAUUCGGCUGCACAGGUCAGAUGAUGAUGGCUGGUUUGUGGAGACGAACCGUCCUGAUCACAACCACAUACUGACCGACAAUUGUGGUGAGAAGAUGCAGUGGAACUCACACAAGAAGAUUGAUCAGGCAACGAAGGAUACUGUUCGCUACCUCAGGGAGAUCAAUGUGAGCCUCAGUAAAGUGCACUGCAUUCUGGGCAGCAUGCAUAAGUCAGGUGACAGACUCCCCUUUACGAAGAAGUCGCUGCGCACGGUCUGCCAACAGAUAGCAUUUGACCAGAAAGACGAUGACAUCAAGAAAACAAUAGAUCUGUUUAGGAGCAUGCGUUCUACGGACCCUGAUUUUGCCUUCAGGUUUGACCUUGAUCCUGAUGGUAGAAUCAAAAAUCUCAUAUGGACAUCUGGGCGUAGCAGGCGACAGUACACAUGUUUUGGAGAUGUGGUGGUGUUUGACACAACUUACACCACAAAUCUGUACAAGAUGCCAUUUGGGUUGUUUGUUGGUGUCAAUAACCACUUCCAGACAGUGAUAUAUGCGGGUAUCCUCAUGUCAGAGGAGACAAUAGAAGGCUUCAAUUGGGCAUAUAAAGAAUUUGUAUCGCUCAUGGGGGGCAAGGCUCCCUUGACCAUGUUGACAGAUCAGUGUCGGGCCAUGGAGGUGGCUAUCGGCAUGACUCUUCCAGGAACUAUACACCGAUGGUGUAAGUGGCAUGUUUUCCGGAAGGCGAAGGAAGAGCUAGGUGGCAUCUUCAGUAAGCAAACAGGUUUCAAGGAUGCCUUCAACAAUGUUGUUAACGAGAUGCUUACUAUUGACGAGUUCGAGAAGGCCUGGGGUAGGCUUAUCGAAGAUUUCGGGCUUGUUGAAAACAGUUUCAUGAUUCGGGCAUUCGAGGCUCGACACAAAUGGGCGAAGCCAUAUUUCAAGGACAAGUAUUGUGCAAGGAUGACAUCAACACAGAGAGUUGAGAGUGCAAACCACAUGUUGAAGACAUACGUUCCCCGGAAUUCUUCAAUGAACAAGUUUGUGUCCCAGUACAACAAACUCCUUAAAGAUAGGAAUGAAGCUGAAGAUUCAGAAGAACACAAGAACAAGCAGUGCAACCGGAAGGAGAGGGGUGGCUGGCCGAUAGAGAAGCAUGCUCGACGUAUCUACACCCGGGCAGUGAUGAAACAUUUUAAAGCUGAGCUGGAGAGGGGCCAGAAUUUCAACCCGCCUAAGGAAUUGGAGGCCCUGAGUUUGUACGAGCUGGAGCAUUCUUAUUCUCACCUCCGUCCAAGCUGGGCUCGAACAACUUUUCGGGUUCGGGUUGAGGGAGGAGAGCGUUUUCAAUGUGACUGCGGUUUGUUUGGUCAUUUUGGAAUCAUGUGUGGCCAUGUUAUCAGACUCAUGAUACACCUUGGAUUGAAUCAGAUCCCCAAUUUUCAUAUAAUGAAGCGGUGGACAAAAUCUGCUAGGGACAUCCUUGGUCCAAAUGUUGAGGGGCCCUCAGAUACAGAGGUGUCUUUGCCGAAGUCUUUUCGGCACAACAUAAUGUAUGUUAGUGCCCUUGAGCUUGUGAAGAUGGGUGAUUUAGGUGAGAGUAGGUACCGCAUAGUCAUGAAGCACAUCACAGCGCUAAAGAAGGAACUCCGGCAGGAUGAUACACCGGUUGCUCCAUUAUAUUACUCCAGUGGUGGCGAGGAUGAAGGGGAAGGUCGGAGGUCUCAUUCAAGGACAACCUAGCUCGAAGGUCUGGCUGACAGUGGGGCAAUGACAAGUGAUGGUGUGACUAUUAAGGAGCCAUUGGUUAAAAGGGGGAGGGGUAGGCCUAAAGUGACAAGGUUCAAGUCAUUUUC
This is a messenger RNA of Lolium rigidum, 2579 nucleotides long. RefSeq names its product protein FAR1-RELATED SEQUENCE 5-like. NCBI's taxonomy places the organism in Eukaryota, Viridiplantae, Streptophyta, Magnoliopsida, Poales, Poaceae. The transcript is spliced from 6 exons. Gene Ontology annotation, molecular function: zinc ion binding. Gene Ontology annotation, biological process: regulation of DNA-templated transcription. The record is from RefSeq and is a predicted model, not a curated record. The coding region runs from base 1 to 2466 and encodes 821 amino acids.